This is a messenger RNA of Epithele typhae, 1542 nucleotides long. RefSeq names its product MFS general substrate transporter. The coding region runs from base 1 to 1542 and encodes 513 amino acids. NCBI's taxonomy places the organism in Eukaryota, Fungi, Basidiomycota, Agaricomycetes, Polyporales, Epitheliaceae. The record is from RefSeq and is a predicted model, not a curated record. Gene Ontology annotation, molecular function: transmembrane transporter activity. Gene Ontology annotation, cellular component: membrane. The transcript has 15 exons. Gene Ontology annotation, biological process: transmembrane transport.
AUGUCAGCCGAGUCCGCGCCAGCCUCAUCCGAUGCCCAGGACGCCUCGUCUCACUCCACCGCUCCGGCACGCAAGCACCAUUCCAACCUGGAGGACCUGGAGAAUGAGCACAAUCCCCGCUUCCCUUUCAUCCUCUCAUACACCGAGGUCAAGCUGCUUGGCAUCGCUGGCGUCGGAUUCUUCUUGGAUGCUUACGAUCUAUUUAUUAUCAACCCUGUCGCCACAAUGCUACAAUAUCGUCUCUAUGGCGGUCACUCACUCCCACCCGGUCUUGAAGGCUUCAUCAAGGCAGGGGCAAACAUCGGCAGUGUCAUCGGUCAAUUCGCGUUUGGCUACUCUGCAGAUUACUUCGGUCGGAAGGCUGUUUACGGCAAAGAACUCAUGUUAAUCAUCUUCGCCACCAUCGGCAUCAUCUGCGAUCCGACUGGCGCAAUAUCUGCCAACGGUGCGCUCAUCUGGCUCGGCGUGUGGCGAAUUAUUCUCGGAAUUGGCGUCGGGGGCGACUACCCCAUGUCUGCCUCGGUCGCGACCGACCGCGCAAAUGUAAAACGCCGCGGCACCCUGCUCGCCUACAUCUUCGCCAACCAGGGAUGGGGCUCGUUCGUGGGCAGCCUCGCCUUCAUCAUCAUCCUCCUCUGUUACAAGCCCACCAUGGAUGCCGGGGCUGCCCGCGCAUGGCGCAUCCUCGUCGGACUUUCGCUCAUCCCCGCCUUCGGCACGCUUUACCAGCGUCUGACGCUGCCCGAAUCCACUCGACCUCGAGAAGAAGAACGCAGUGACGACCGAAAAGCCUGCCGAUUCACCGACGUCCGAGACGACCCAACCUGCGACGGUGGCCACCGCGAAGAAGCACCACCUCAAGAGUUCUUCGCCUACUUCUCAGAAUGGCGCCAUCUGAAAAUCCUCAUUGGCACUUGCACCUGCUGGUUCCUCCUGGAUAUUGCGUUCUACGGCAUCAACCUCAACCAGAACGUGGUACUCCAGCAGAUCGGUUUCGACGGCUCCAGCGGGACCCCUUGGGAACGUCUCUUCAAGAUCGGUGUGGGCAGCCUCAUCAUAACCGCGCUCGGUUUCGUGCCCGGCUACUACGUCUCCGUGCUCACCAUCGAGUACCUCGGCCGCAAGUGGAUCCAAAUCCAAGGUUUCCUCCUCGCCGCGCUCUUCUUGGGUAUCCUCGCUGGCCAGUUCCAUGAACUGAGCACCCCUGCCUUUAUCGUCUGCUUCGCCUUCCUCCAGUUCUUCUUCAACUUCGGUGCCAACACGACGACAUACUGCUACCCCGCGGAAGUCUUCCCGACCAAGUUCCGCGCGUCCGCGCACGGCAUGUCCGCCGCGUGCGGCAAGGCCGGCGCGAUCCUCUCCGCGCUCGCCUUCAACUCGCUCUCCAAGCAGAUCGGCACCCCCGCCGUGCUCUGGAUUUUCUUCGGCUGCUGCAUCGCCGGCGCGGGCUUCACGCUCCUCCUGCCCGAGGUCCGCGGGCGCGACCCUGACCUGGUGUAUGAGGAGGAGCUCCGCGAGCGCCGCGCGCUGCGUCACGACUGA